Messenger RNA from Podarcis raffonei (Aeolian wall lizard), 1607 nucleotides. Its product is annotated as cytochrome P450 2J2-like. The coding region runs from base 16 to 1497 and encodes 493 amino acids. Lineage: Eukaryota; Metazoa; Chordata; Lepidosauria; Squamata; Lacertidae. Gene Ontology annotation, cellular component: cytoplasm; intracellular membrane-bounded organelle. The transcript has 9 exons. The record is from RefSeq and is a predicted model, not a curated record. Gene Ontology annotation, biological process: xenobiotic metabolic process. Gene Ontology annotation, molecular function: iron ion binding; oxidoreductase activity, acting on paired donors, with incorporation or reduction of molecular oxygen, reduced flavin or flavoprotein as one donor, and incorporation of one atom of oxygen; heme binding.
AGGAAGGGUUUGAAAAUGCUGCUCCAGUUUCUCCUUGUCCUCUGGGAGUCCUUGUCCCUGCAGGUCGUUCUGGUGUUUCUGGCUACAUUUCUACUACUUUCUGGUUACAAGAGUCGCCCAAAGGAUUUCCCUCCAGGGCCCAUAGCUCUUCCCUUGCUGGGCAAUGCACUCAGUUUGGAUUUGAAGAAGACUCAUCUUUCAGUACAAAAGCUUUCAGAAAAAUAUGGCAAUGUCAUCAGCCUUCAGUUUGGAAAUCUGUGGUUUGUAAUUGUGAAUGGAUUGCACCUGGUGAAGGAGGUUCUUGUCCAUCAGGGUGAAAACUUUGUCGAUCGUCCAAGCGUUCCUCUUGAUGAUGAAGUCUUUAAGAAGCUUGGAUUGCUCUUCUCUAAUGGCCCUGGUUGGAAACAACAAAGACGAUUUGCCUUAUCAACUCUCAGAAACUUUGGUUUGGGCAAAAGGUCUUUAGAAGAACGAAUACAGGAGGAGAGCCGAUACCUAACAGAUGCAAUUGAAGCUGAGAAUGGGCAGCCAUUUAACCCUCACUUUCAGAUUAAUAAUGCUGUUUCAAAUAUCAUUUGUUCUAUCACUUUUGGGAACCGCUUUGAAUACCAUGACAGUCGUUUCCAGAAGUUAUUGAAAUUGCUUGAUGAGGCAACGUACCUUCAAGGAAGUCGGGGUCAGCUGUACGAUCUCUUUCCCACUCUCAUGAAGCACCUGCCAGGAUCCCAUCAGACUAUUUUAAAAAACUGGGAGCAACUGAGAUCCUUUGUGAAAGAAAUCAUUGAAGAACACAAAAAAGACUGGAACCCAUCUGAACCCAGAGACUUCAUAGAUGCCUACCUAAAUGAAAUGGCCAAGGGGGAUGCUGCUCCCAGUUUCCAUGAAGAAAACCUCCUACAUUCUACACAGGAUCUGUUUUUUGCUGGAACGGAAACAACUUCUACAACCCUGCGUUGGGCUUUGCUGUACAUGGCCAUAUAUCCAGAAAUUCAAGCAAAAGUCCAAGCAGAAAUAGAUUCUGUGAUUGGCCAGUCUCGCCAGCCAGCAAUGGAUGACAGGGACAGCAUGCCCUAUACCAAUGCAGUUAUUCAUGAAGUUCAAAGAAUAAGCAACAUUGUACCUUUGAAUGUGCCCCGGAUGACAACUAAGGACACUAUAGUGGCUGGGUUUCGUGUGCCCAAGGGAACCAUAAUGCUUGCCAACUUGACCUCUUUGCACUUUGACAAGGAUGAAUGGGAAACACCCAAUGUGUUUAAUCCUGGCCAUUUCCUGGAGAACGGGCAGUUCAAGAAAAAGGAAGCAUUUUUGCCAUUCUCUGCAGGAAAGCGAGUUUGUCUUGGAGAGCAGUUGGCGAGGACCGAGCUCUUCAUUUUCUUCACUGCCCUAAUUCAGAAGUUCACUUUCCAGGCUCCAAAGAAUGAGACAUUAAGCCGUGAAUUUAGAAUGGGUCUGACAUUGUCUCCCCUGCCGUACUGCAUAUGUGCAUUCUCUCGCUAAGGGGACUUGCUUUAUGUCAUAGCCGUUUCUUUAAAAAAUAGGAUCAGUUUAUGGUGCAGGAACAGAUCUAUGCCACUUGGAAGCCCUCAAGAAGUGGCAAAGUGACUCCC